UCUACUCUACUGUGCAUUUCUUAUUGUAGACCAAUAAUUGAACUCCAAUUCCUCUUACUCAUCUCCUUUUGGUUUCUUUACAACCUUCUCAUUGUUCUCGUGAAGAAAGUGACUGUGGGGCAGAGAAACCAUGGAAGAAGGGCUACUAACUCUGUCAGGGUCAAAUGGAGCUUCAAGUGAUUGCAGUGACGUCAUAACUCCAGGAGGGUUCUCCUCCUCGGCCACCCCCGUUGUCGUUCUGAGCGCAUUGGUGGCUCUUUGUGGUUCCUUUGGCUAUGGCUGUGCUGUAGGAUAUUCAUCCUCUGCUGAAUCAGGAAUUUUGGAAGACUUGGGCCUUACUAUUGCAGCAUACUCACUUUUUGGUUCAGUUUUGACAAUUGGAGGAAUAAUUGGUGCAUUAGUAAAUGGGAAGCUAACGGAUCUCAUUGGUCGUAGAGGUACAAUGUGGUUCUCACAAGUGUUCAGUGCUGCUGGGUGGCUCACCAUGGCAUUUGCACAGAGUGCUUGGUGGCUGGAUAUUGGAAGGUUUUCAUUGGGAGUUGGCAUCGCGAUAAUUUGCUAUGUGGUACCUGUAUACAUAGCAGAAAUAACACCCAAGGAUCUGAGAGGAAGGUUUACUUCAGCUCAUCAGUUGAUGAUGAGUUGUGGCGUAGCACUGGCAUUUUUCCUUGGAACUGCCAUAACCUGGCGAACCUUGGCCGUGAUAAGUGCUAUUCCAUCUCUUGUACACACUAUAGGUUUAUUUUUCAUUCCAGAGUCUCCAAGGUGGCUGGCCAAAAUUGGUAGACAAAAAGACUUUGAAGCAGUUCUUCAGCAUCUUAGAGGAAAGAAUGCCGACAUAUCUCAAGAAGCAGCUGAAAUCAUGGAUUAUACAAAAACCUUUGAGCAGCACUCGGGAAAAGUCAUAGACUUGUUCCAGAAGAGAUAUUCUUACUCACUAAUUGUUGGAGUUGGGCUCAUGUCCCUGCAACAUUUUGGUGGUGCCAAUGCAGUAUCUGGUUAUGCAAGUUCUAUAUUUGCAGAUGCAGGUUUUUCAACGAGCGUUGGGACUAUAUCAAUUGCUCUUAUUGGGAUUCCUGGUGUUGCCUUGAGUGUGCUCUUAACAGACAAAGUUGGAAGACGACCACUUCUAAUGGUUUCGGCUGGUGGAUUGUGCUUGAGUUUGUUUCUUGUGGGAUUGGCAUUCUGCUUUCAGGACCUCAAUCUGUGGAAGGGGGUCACUCCCAAUUUGGUGUUCAUCGGCUUGUUGGGUCAAAGUGUAUCAUACACAAUAGGCGUAGCAGGAUUACCCUGGGUUAUAAUGUCAGAGAUAUUCCCCAUAAACGUUAAAGGUUCAGCUGGAAGCCUGUUGAGUUUGGUAAGUUGGUCCUCUGCUUGGAUUGUAACAUACACCUUCAAUUUCAUGAUGCAAUGGAGCUCAGCAAGCACAUUUUUCUUCUUCUCAGCCAUUAGCGGGUUAACAGUCCUGUUCGUAGCAAUGCUAGUGCCGGAAACUAAAGGGCGAAAUCUAGAAGAAAUGCAAGCAUCAAUUGCCUAUUUUCUCUAAAAAGAUGACGUUGUAAAUAUUAAUGUGGCUAUUCAUGUAAUAGCAAUUAGUGUUGCGUGAUAUACGCCAAUUAAAUUGAUUGGUGAUUAACAGAAUAUAAUUAGCGAUUGAUUGAUUGUAAUCAGACGAGUGAUUGAUGUAAUCGUUAAAUAGUUACAUUUUGUAAACCUGAGAUACUCCUAUAUAAACCUCAUUGUG
Molecule: messenger RNA, 1744 nt
Organism: Rosa chinensis
Lineage: Eukaryota; Viridiplantae; Streptophyta; Magnoliopsida; Rosales; Rosaceae
Product: sugar transporter ERD6-like 5
Exons: 17
Coding region: 131-1546 (471 amino acids)
Biological process (GO): transmembrane transport; carbohydrate transport
Cellular component (GO): membrane
Molecular function (GO): sugar transmembrane transporter activity
Source: RefSeq, a predicted model, not a curated record